AUCUCACGUACCUCGAUGUUGACAUUCAACAUGGCGGUAUGUCGGCAGUGCUGUGCUGUGUCGUGGCGAGUUAAUUUUUCAAAAUUUUCCAAAUAAUAGUGCAAUUUCAUCUGCAGUAACCCAAAAUUAUGACCGCUAGUAACACACAGAGAAAAUAUUGGAUAUUAAUUACGCCAACGCAAACAAGUCAAAUCAACAACGCAACAGACUGAACAGCCUUGAAUAGUCACAUCCAGCAAGCAUUGAAGACAUCUGAGGAUCUUUUUUUUAAAUUCGAUAAUAGUUGAUUUUUAUCUCUAACGUUAAGUGAAACUUAAAAAUUUUCUAACCCCUGUGUUAUUGUUCUUCGUUCUGCAACACUUUGCCAUACUACGACUUCAUGCCGAUCGAAUCGCUUUCUCCGAAAAAUGGUCUAGGAAAAGACAUUUAAGAAAGUAUUAUCUUCAUCUCAUCCGUUUUCGCCGAAACAGUAACAAACAAAUUGGAGGAUCGUUUAUUUUUCACGAGAUUUGUUACGUUUCGUUUUGGACUUACACGUGUCAUUUCUAAUUGUGUUUCGUACCUUAAAAUUUGGUUCCAUUACCAGUUACUUGUGCUGCACGGUGAUUUUAAUAGAACUCCAAAGACUAUAUAAAAAUGAUCAAUUUACAGUUUGAUGCGCUUAUUAAAUUUAUGAAACUGGUGUCACUGUAGGGAAAUUAAAUAAAUUGCUUGUACUAAUAUACAAAGACCGUUUCUGUGAUAUCUUAAUGUUAUAUAUUUUACAUUUAUUUUUUUCUAGAAAACUGGUUUUAUUGCAUUGUAUAUUGUAUUUAUAAUCUACAAAGUAAUUAAGGACUUUUUCGAAACAAACUUGAAAUGUCUAAUAAUCCUCAGUGGAAGUCAUUCCAACCGCCACUAAUUAUGAACUCCGAUUCCCUUCUUGAAUACAAAUCCAUGGCCUCUCCAUUAUCCAUCAAUGAUCGUAACUCAGGGCCCAUGAUGAAUGGCCCAUCGUAUAAUUCAAACUCGGUGAACCACUUCCAACAACAGCCAUACCAUUCAUUCAUCCUCGACAAAAAUGGAUCGAAUAACGAUUUCUCCAGUUCAACAAGCAACUUUUCUGCUUCCAACUACAACUCAUCAUUCAAUCAAUCGUCUAAUCUCAUGGCACGCAAAAAAAGACCACCAAUGUCUAUGGAUAUCUUCAAUGGAGACAGUGUUUCCCUAUCAUCCAACACUAGCAACUCUGGUUACAACAAUGUUAAUCAAGUUACAAGGGAAACUGGGAUCAUUGAAAAAUUGCUUCAUUCUUACGGAUUCAUCCAGUGCUGUGAGAGGCAAGCAAGGUUAUUUUUCCAUUUCAGUCAGUUCACUGGUAACACUGACCACCUGAAAAUCGGUGAUCCAGUGGAAUUUGAAAUGACGUAUGAUCGCCGAACCGGAAAACCCAUUGCAAGCAGCGUCACUAAAAUCGCCCCAGAAGUUGUGCUUAGUGAAGAAAGAGUCACUGGAUGCGUUACUACAGAACUCAGGACAGAAGGUAGUGGUGGUGAUACUCAAGGACGGAUUAGUUAUGAAAACAGGGGUGAAUGUUUCUUUCUUCCUUAUAACAAAGAUGAUGUUGAAGGCAAUGUGACCCUGCGUUGUGGAGAUAAAGUCAGUUUCCAGAUUGCAACCAAUGCCAGAGGCAACUUAGGUGCCAGCCAUGUUCGACUAGAAAACCCUGCUCAACCCGUCAAUUACAAAGGUGUAAUUUGCUCCAUCAAAGAAACAUACGGCUACAUAGAAAGAGCGGAUGUGGUGAAAGAAAUAUUCUUCCAUGUUCCUGAAGAAGAAUCAAGCACCAAAUUCCAGUUGGGUGAUGAUGUUGAAUUUAAUAUUCAGACCAGACAAGGAAAAGAAGUAGCGGUCAAUAUGCGAAUCUUGCCUCCUGGAUCAGUCGUGUUUGAAGAUGUGUGUGAUGAUAUUAUGAAAGGGCAAGUGCUGAAAACCCUUGAAGACAGUGCCAAGUCUCAGCCCCAGGCCUCGGAUCCCCUUCCUGGGCGUAUUCGUUACAGAGCUGCUGAUCACUCCGAAGAGGAAAUUCCUUUUGGUGACAAGGAUCAAAUUAGGAAUUACACCCUCAAGCAUGGUGAUUGGGUACAGUUUAGAAUUGCCACUGAUCGCAGAGAUCAGCUGAAGAGGGCUACCCAGAUAUCACUCAUGAGCGACUCUUUUGAGGUCUCUGGUGAGAAACGCGAACAAGGUGUUAUCGCUGUGUUGAACGAUAAAACAAGCACCGGCUUCAUCGACUGUGUUGAACGAGAAGCCGUCAAGUUUCAGUACUCUGAAGUUAUUGACACAGAUCGUGACAUAUCUGUUGGAGAUGAAGUCGAAUUCACCGUGAAACAGGAAUCAUUUAUGAGCAAUGAAAAGCAGGCUAUUCGAGUCAAGCAUAUGGAACGUGGCUCAGUUCAAUUUGAAGUAAUUCUAGAGUCAAACGUCACAGGCACUGUUGUUCAGCCCUGUGAUUCUGUCAGAUCAAGUCCAAGCAAAUCUAAGAGCAGCAAUGGAUUAGAAUCGGAUUCCAAUGAGAGCUUUGGCUGGAUUUGCUACCAGUCAAAUGGAGUCAAGAAACCUUUAAUAAAGUAUUAUGCCAAGAACUGUGAUUCCUACAAGCUUCCUCAUGCCAACGAUCAGGUUACUUUUAAUGUCAGUCAGGUAAAGAGAACGAAGGACUUGCUUGCAACCAAUGUGUCCUUGGUCAACAAGAAUAUAAACCCCACUACUAAUAGCAAUCACAAUCACACCAAUAACACCAAAAACAGCAACUCAAACAUUCAUCAAGGUUACAUCGCAGCUAUCAAAGAAAGUUUUGGAUUCAUCGAGACGAUUACACAUGAUCGCGAAGUCUUUUUCCACUAUAGUAAUCUUCAUGGUGAUCCAAGUCAGCUGGAGCUAGGUCUUGAAGUAGAGUACACUGUAGCCUACAAAAAUUCUGCUAAUGGCACCUGCAAAUCUGCAGAAAAUGUUCGGAUUCUUCCUAAAGGCACCAUCAAACCAGAUGCAACUGUAGAAGACGAAACAGUUUAUGAUGGAGUUGUCGUCCGGUCUAUGCGUUCCGUCAAUCCUGAUCAGCCAGAGUACUCAGGCUUGAUAAGGUCAAACUCUGCUGACGAAGAUGCCGAAGCUAAAGAAUAUGAAUUCAACAUAACAAGCCUAGUGAAUAAAAGAGAGCUCUUGCAGGCAAAUGACCCAGUUCAGUUCCAAGUCGAUUCAAAAGGCAGGGCUGCAAAUUUAGUCGCUGUGCGAAUUAAACGACGAACAACUGUUGACUCUGUCAAAGGAACUAUCGGGUUUUUGUCUUACGAAGUUGAAGAAGGAAAGAAGCUGUUCUUCCGCACAACUGAAGUAAAUGACGGAGUUCCACUCCAGCCCGGCGAUCAAGUUGAAUUUUUCCUUGUCACCAAUCAACGAUCUGGCAGAUCAUCAGCAUGCAACAUAACCAAAGUGAAGGAUGGGCCAGUUGAAGCCAGGCCUGAACGAUUAAUCAGCAGAUUAAGAACUGUUUCCAUUGAUGAUGGUGGCCCAAAAUUGACUGUCAUCAGACAACCUCGCGGAGCAGAUAACAAUGCCAAAGGAUUCUCAGCAGACGCACGACGGCCCAGAGCACCUGGCGUGAUUCUUGAAUAAGUAUUUAUUGUUUUUAUUCCCAUAGUUUUUACCUGAUUCAAAAGCAAAAUCUCCCAAUAGAAAGCAGUUUCAAAGAUCAUUACAGGGAAACUAUACAAUUUUCAUCUCCAACCCAUCAGAAAUCUCUUUUGUAUACUGUAAAUGCUACUCUUUUAAGAUACUGUAAGUUGACUGUCACAGUUUUCUUUCAUUAUAGACCUGUUCUGCUCCAUUAACUCCAAAUCACGCUCUUUCCCACUGAUAUAGUCUAGAAAUUUCUCCCCUUUUGUUCCUCACUUCUUGUCUAAUCAAUUUGAAGAGGUUUUAAAGCCUAAGAAGUGUUUAAUUUAUGAUCAUUGAAAUAGUUUUUUUCUUUCUUUCUUUAAAAAAAAUAUCUGUGACAUUUCUGAACAAAGAGUACUGUGAUUUACACAAGAAUGAAACGCUUACCCUCUCUGUUACUGAUUACGGGCCACAAUUUUUUGUCUUUGUACUUCUUCACUUAUGAUUCAAUAUUUGUAAUCUCUCAAUCGUUUUGACCCAUCUUCAAGUUUCUUUAAUCAAGGUAUAAGUAACUUACUCUACCUAACUGUUAAUUAUGAAAAUAUGAUAAUUGAUGUAAAAAAAAAAAAAAAAAAAAAAUAUUCUCAAUUUUUACAAGCACAUUAAAUUUUAUCUCCUUUUUUCAGAUUUUACAACACUUGUGCUUAGAUAUGAUUAUCAGAAGUUUUUUAAUUAUCCCGCUAAUUAAUUGAGUCUCCAAGUGUUUUGUACCAGUGGUGUAGGUGAUUGUUGAAGAACUUUUCAACUCCAAAAACAGGAGUUGAAAGAAGUAUUUGGUUGUAAGAAAAGCGUCAUGUAUUGAAUUAUUCAAUCCCAUCGGUCGCAAUGACUAUUGUCAAUGGCCUUUGAACAUCUUUGAUACCGGUGUGUCGCUGAUAAAUAAGUCGCAAAUUUCACUUACUUUCACUCUCUCACUGAUUUCAAAAGCACAAGUAUCUUUUAAUUUUCCAGUUAAAAGUCAUUAUCUGUGUAGCGUUUGGCGUUUUUCUUUUAUUGGGUGUUAACAAAGGGAUCUACAUGAUCCUAAGAAUGAAAGUCAGGAGGGAUUAAAACUUAUUGCUUUUCCAACUUUUCAAAUUAUCCGUCACUGAAGACAAAUGAAUAUCAAUUAGCUACUGAAGGAUAAACUCUUAUUCCAGUCUUUUUCAAUUGACCAGGCCAAAAAUUAAUCUUGUUUCUUUGAAUGAGAAAAUGAAGGGUGUGAGAUUUGAAAUGUUUGGAUUUGCAUCAAUUGCAAACUUUCUUCUGGUUCACAUAUUGCUGACACGGUCAAAUCUUAAAAAUGAACACACUGUUGACUAUUCAAUUUCUUUGGACACUUUUUGCAAAGACUCAGAAGGUUUUCAAUUAUUUCAGACAACGCUAAGUUCAUUAAGAUGGGUGAAUUCUCCUGGAAUUUCCAGGUUACCGCAAGUCAUUUGGUAAACCUGUUUGCUCUGAAUGUGAAGUACAAUUAAUUUAACAGAAAUUCCAGUCAGAGUUCUUCAUGUUUUAAGAGAAAUUUUAAGUGGAAAAUUAGUCCUGUCAAUUUAACUUAUAAAUUAUACAAGUUUCGAAGUUCCAAGGCUUCCACCCGCUAUCCCCGUCCUUUCUCUCCCCAUACCAUUACCCUUAAAGAAUAAUUCUGCAUUGUUCUAUGUGGUUGUUGGUGGUCCUGUUUUUGUACUUGCCUGUGAUUAGGAGUAAUUAUCUGUAACCACUCUCUUCUGCAUCCUUUGCUGAUAUUGUUUCAUUGUUCUAAAGAACUUAUAAAGCAAUCUUUUUUAUACGUUUUACUGUAAGGAACUGACUCGAUAAUUUCUGUUAGUAACUGUGAAUAGAAGUUUUCAAUUUUCCGUUUCAAGCACAGUUCCGUAUUGCCCACCUGCGUUCUAGUUGGAUUCUUGUCUUUAUAAUUUUGAUCAUGAUCAGUGAUGUUAUGUUAAGCGUCAAUGGCAAUCUUCUUUUCUCUCCAUUCAUGCAGUAGUGAACAAUAUGCACGUACCCCUUUUAUUUUCUUCCGUAACAUGUAAAACGGGUGUUUUUAUCCAUCAACCUCUCUAAACUAGCACUUUUUUUUGGUAAUUAUUUCCAAUAUAUAAAAGAAAGGAAUAAAAAACCCUGUAUUAUCAAACUGAAAUACAUGCACAACAUUUUUGUUCUACUACACCACUAAUCCGAUUCUUUUGGUUGAGACAAUUCUGAACCUGUUCAAAAAUCAUCCCUUACCGAGUCAAAAUAUUCCAAUAAUUACCUCAGCUUCUCUCAUUAAUGACUAUCUAGAGGAGCAACUCAGAUAGUAACUCGUAAGCUCCCACUGGAGAAUGUUUCAAAAAUUGCAAGGGCAACAGAAAUUCACAAUAAGAAAAUUAAUAUUUCCAUAGAUUAUUGCUGUAAUUGCUUUCCAGUAUCAAUAAUAGUGUCCAUUGCAUGAUGUAUCAUGGUUGAAUUUCAUUUUCUGUACGAAUAAGCUUUAAUUUUAGACUCGGCUAAAUUUUCAAUGUUGUAUCCUUUUAACAUCUAUUUCUCUUCCUUGGAGCUUAACUUUUUCCUUAUUUUUUUUUGCUUCGUCGCCACCUGUUAAAAUGAACAGUGGAGUCAUUCAUCCAAAAUCUCUAGCCCAAAGAAUUCCCCACGUACAUUUCAUAACACUGUUUGAUUGAAUUGUGAUAAGAACAUGCAUCAGUUCUCAAAUCUUUGGUGAGGACAUGGUCCUUCUUCUCUUUCUUUCCUUUAAUUUAAAGGCCGUUAACAUAAAGUUCCUUACGUUGUUUUAAGUUUUUGAACUCGUGAAAGUAAUUUUUUUUUAAUUCCAUUUUCUCUCUAGGUGUUUUUGUACCUUGAAUUUUAAGUUUAAGUUGAUCAGUUUUGCUCCAGCUUUUCAUAGUAUAAAAAACGCUGUUGCUUUAUUUAAUCUGUUCCAACUGAUUGCAUGAUUUGGCUAGAUUCAGAUUAUUUUAACUUGCCUCCUGUCAAACUAGUAUCGAAGAACAAGAAUUGUAAGUUCCUUUCAUCUCAAGAGAGUAAGCAUUUUUCAGGGUUCUUUUUGUUUUUGCAAGGUUUGUUGUUUUAUUGAUUAAAGUGAUGUAUCAAAUCUUGAUUGCCAAAAAUUCCCCAUGUAAUUUUCAGUCUUAAUUUAAUAAAAGCUGAUGAUUUUAAGUUUUAAUCCAUGCUCGAUUUCUGUGUAGUUUCACAAUAGAGAAAAAUCAUGUGUACUUGUACUUUUAAAACAAAUUGCGAUGUCGGCGGUCGUAAAACAAAUUUUGUUGAAUCAUUAUCAUUUCCGUUUUUGAAAGGCAUCUUCAUCAGGGAAUUUUUCCUUGAGAAAGUUGAAGGAAUAAAGAUGCCAGUCAUAAAUACAUAACUCUUUUACUACGAGAGAAAAAUCCUUACUUCAAAUACUUCUCCACUGUCUUACUGUUAAAGAUAGAAACUAAGUUCAGCCCUAGGAAACAAGAUCUGCUGUGAAACUGACGAUGAUCUAAAAAAAAUACUAUUUAUAAAACGAUAGGAUCCUUUGUACCUCUCAUCUUGAAAUUGUAGAUCUGGUUUUUUGGAGCUUUUGAGCGUCGCACCUCCCAAAAUUUCAUCUCCUUGAAUUGAGGUAUAUAAAACGUUUAUGCCUUACAUUCCUUGGAAAACUUAACGUCUCUCUCUGCGGUUAAGGUGACCCAAGGAGCAAUUAUAUUAUUUGUGCAAAAGUCUAAGCGUAAUGCCAUGGUCUUCUUUUUCUUUUCACUGAAUGGAAGUACAUCAUUUUGAGCAGUUCUGAAAUUUCUAAAAUAUAUAGCUUGCAAGGUUUCCUUUCAAAAGCGCUUAUGGUUUGAGGGACCUUAUUUUUAAGUAAAUUCAAGCCUUAAAAAUAGCUCCUCCUGACCCUCUAACAUUUUGACUUUACAGAAAUUACUCUGUAAAUUUUCUUGGAAUCUUUCCUCAUCUUUCUGACGUUACUUGUCUAUCAGUUUGUUAACUUGGAUCUCAGUGCAGGUGAACGGUACCAUAUGAGAUACCCAGUUUUAACUUCCUUAAUCACAGAUCCUUUUCUCUCAUAAAAUAGGUAACUCGGAUUUUUUUGUUGAUGACAAGAUUAAAAUUCAGCUCUAAGAACUUGUUAAAAUUCAGUUAAUUUUUAUUUUUAAAGUAGUUUUUGUGUUAAAAGUAAUUUUAGGAGUUCACCUUUCUUACUAAAUCUAUACCUAGUCAGUAUUUUACUGUCUUUUUUCUGAGACACUAUGUUUACUUUAUACUUUUAACCAUGUUUGAAAUUAGGGGUGAAACUAUAUGUUGAGUACAAAAGAAAAAAAAGUUACGGUAGCCAUAAGUCACAUCAGGAAGGCAAACUGGUGAAGAGAAACAUUUGACAUCAUGAAAAAGAAGAAGAAAAUAUUCGGUUUCCAUGGUUUGAGGGGGAGGGUAUGGUAAAGCAGUCAAUGUUGUGAAUGGAGUAUGUUUAAAGUUGCUCGACUGGUUUCUUUCUCACUGCAUUCUUCAGAUGCCACUACAAUACUAACUUGGAAUUUUAUCACACCAGGACUUGUUUCAAUUAAAUGCUAUUAAGUAUUCUACCCUUUUCCUCCCUUUCUUUUAAUUAAUUGUUUUGCUGUGAACACUUUAGUAUUCUUAUUAUAUACUAGACUGAAAAAUGUACAAACUCAGAAAUCCACAAUUAAAUCAUUGAUUAUAAACUUGUUA
This is a messenger RNA of Bemisia tabaci, 8367 nucleotides long. It is a transcript of the gene Unr, whose product is annotated as cold shock domain-containing Unr. Lineage: Eukaryota; Metazoa; Arthropoda; Insecta; Hemiptera; Aleyrodidae. The record is from RefSeq and is a predicted model, not a curated record. Gene Ontology annotation, molecular function: nucleic acid binding.